Molecule: messenger RNA, 2195 nt
Organism: Nasonia vitripennis (jewel wasp)
Lineage: Eukaryota; Metazoa; Arthropoda; Insecta; Hymenoptera; Pteromalidae
Exons: 3
Coding region: 387-1418 (343 amino acids)
Source: RefSeq, a predicted model, not a curated record
CCAUUUCGUUAAUUAGACGCGAAGGGAACGAUCCAUCACCGUUAAAAAAAAAUGUGUCUAUUAUAAACCCUCGGGAGCUUAUCCUCGCCUACUAUAAUACAGCUACGAUAGUCCUGUGCGGCGCGAAUACACGCCUGUACAGUUCGGCCAAUCGCGAGGCUUCUCUCCCCUCCAGGAGCACCGCUCGGCCGCAAGGCUAAGGUUACAGCUCGGCGGCGAGCUUUCGGCGCUCAGUACUUGACGCGCGCUCGCACGGCGCAGUCACGACACAGGAUUCCGCAUACUCGCCACAGGCCCGGCUGUGCGAUUUUCGCAUAGAGGAUACGCACUCGGUGACAUAGAAAAACGCAGUCGUGUUGGAAGGUCAGCCAUAGGAGGGAGAAAGGAUGACGCGCCAAGCUCUCAGACUCUGUCUCCUGACGGCAGUGCUGCUGAGCGCAGCGUCAGCUCUGCCGGCCGAAGACUACGAGACGGUCCGGACGAGUAACGCCGCGAUCCUCAACCGUCUGGGCCUGAUCCCUCUGGUUCUACCCGAAGGUAACUCGGCCAAUGGACACCACCGAAAACGACUGGCUGGACCGGAAGGUUUCAGCUCUCCGCUUCAGCGGAUGCACCAGUCGCCCUACGGAAGAAGACACAGCAGCGGCUCGGCUCACGACAGUCACGUCUAUGUGGUGAAGUUGCCCGCGAGUCCGCCCUACUACAGCUUCUCGAAACCUCAGGAACGGCCGAACGUGACGGUGGCCAAUCCUAAUCCUGGAUUCAGGAACAACGGGAAACCCGCGAAGAUAUACCACUGGAACUUGCCGCUGGUGAAGAAGAUCAACGAGAAGAAGAAACAGAUGGCGCUGCUGAGGAUGGAACAGGCCAGGAAGAAGAUGGAGGCCGAGAGGGAGAGGCAGAAGGUCGCGGAGAAGAUGAACUACUUCAAGAAGUUGGCGCAGGAGCAGCUCGUGGGCGACGCUCAGAAGAAGCCUAGCAGGAACAACGACAAGUGGCUGAGCUAUCCUGAGCUGGCCGAAGCUAGAACCAAAAACACCGACAACGCGACCCAACUGAAGAUCUUCUCCUCGACGUCGUCAACGAGCGGCGAGAAGACCUACCGCCUGGAGGGCGUCCCCGACUCGAUGUCCCGGAACAGCAACAGUCACCACCACCACUUCAACAGCUGGCACGACUCCAACCCCAACAACGACGUCCACGGCAACACUCGCAACUCCUUGGACCAGGGCACGAGAGCCAAGAAGCACCGGAAGAAGUCAGCAGCCGUGUCUUACUACUACGCGCCGGCAGUGAUAACCGGUAAAUCCGCCUCCACGAGCAUCAGCAAGCAUUUCGCCGGCAACGGUAAACCCAAGGCCUUCUACGUGAUGGAGAAGAGUCGAAAGCCCGUCUACUACCAUCCCUUGCUGCCGUAGUAAUCUUCGCUCGAGUGUGAACCGGAGGCGCCUCGCCGCUUUCGUUCGGGUGCUAUUCUCUUCUUCUUUUUGUUUUCUCGAAAUUCAAAAGCAUAAAGCGCCGCCGCGAAACGUAUACUUAUAUACACGAUGGCAUUCCUGCGCGGGAGGAUUUUUCGGUAAUCUUCUCCGUACUACUGGCUUCGAUCGAUUCGAAUUCUUGGGGAUUAUGCAGGGUAGUGAAAGAGACGCACGACUCUUUCUCGAGUGUUUUUUCUUUUUAGGUAUAUUCUCUGUACUAACGAAGGACAAAUUAUUUUUGGAAGCUACGAGACGACUGAUUUUUAUGUAGGACUUUUAUACCGAUAUAUUAUAAUAUACACGAGCUUUUGCUAUUUCGACUAUUUACUAAUGAUAUACUUACUACUCAUCGAUGAUCGCGCGCGAUCUUUCUAGAAGACUGAAAUGCCGCUCAAUUUUCCAUACUAUUAUAUACAUGUAAUGCGCGUAAAUACAGCAAUUAAAUUUUUCAUGCGCGACCGAUACUCGCCAAGGCUAUUCAGUAUAGUUCGAUAAUACUUAAAUUUUUCAUCAAACCGAUCAAUUAAUCAUCAUUGCUGGACUAUUUUGUAGAUACAUAAGUGUAAAUGAAUGCGAGGUUAUAUAUAUAUAUACGACGGCUAUAAACCGGUGUAUGCGUGUCUAGGACGCUUGUAAUAAGAGAACUUUUUAAUAUUUUUUAUGUACGAUUAUUGUAAGUCUAAUCGAGCUGCACAAUAAAGUAUUUAUAUAUACGUA